Molecule: messenger RNA, 786 nt
Organism: Penicillium manginii
Lineage: Eukaryota; Fungi; Ascomycota; Eurotiomycetes; Eurotiales; Aspergillaceae
Product: MMtag domain-containing protein
Exons: 2
Coding region: 1-786 (261 amino acids)
Source: RefSeq, a predicted model, not a curated record
AUGGAUUUGGUGGCCAGUAUACGCAAAGAAGGGAGCCGUGGUGGCCGCAACGAGUUCAAAUGGACCGACGUCCAGAGCUCCACCCACCGUGAAAACUACCUAGGCCACUCGGUGAUGGCCCCAGUCGGACGCUGGCAACAAGGCAAAGAUCUAGGAUGGUAUGCCAAGGGCGAAGAUGGCGACCAAGAGGAAGAAGCCCGCAAGCAACAAGAAGAACGACAACGAGUCAAGGAUGCCGAAGCAGAAGCCAUGGCCCUCGCACUGGGUCUCCCACCACCAGUAAAAGCCCAAGUCCGCGAUAACGCCAAUCUCGAACCCCUCGGCGGUCAAAAUACAUCUUUAUCCCGAGACGAGUCGGCCAAAAACGACAACAGCGGAUCAGGUGCGGGGAAGUCGGACCGAGAAACUCGCGGAGAUCGCGAUCGCAGACACAGGCAUCGCAGUCGAAGCCCGCGGCGAGACCGAGAUCGACGAGGAGACCGUAGUGAUGAUCGUGGCCGUGAUCGCGAUCGCGAUCGUGAUCAACGUCAUCGCAGACACCACGAUGAUCGGGACCGGGCUCGUGGUCGGGAACAAGAUCGGGAUCGAGAUAACAAGGAUCGUCAUCGUGGGCAUCGGCAUCGCUCUCAGACUAGGGAUCACGAUCGUCCCCACAGAAGACGGUCUCGUUCGCGCUCGCGAGAAAGACCUCAUCGUAAAGAUGACGAGCGUCAUAAACACCGACGAGCAGACCGCAGCUACUCCCCCGCCGAGCGACGAGUCAACGCUGAGCGACGCCGAGACUAA